Molecule: messenger RNA, 2616 nt
Organism: Endocarpon pusillum Z07020
Lineage: Eukaryota; Fungi; Ascomycota; Eurotiomycetes; Verrucariales; Verrucariaceae
Exons: 3
Coding region: 1-2616 (871 amino acids)
Biological process (GO): regulation of transcription by RNA polymerase II
Cellular component (GO): transcription regulator complex
Molecular function (GO): RNA polymerase II cis-regulatory region sequence-specific DNA binding; DNA-binding transcription factor activity, RNA polymerase II-specific
Source: RefSeq, a predicted model, not a curated record
AUGGAGCACUGGCCGACCGAACUUUCCAUUCCUUCGUCACAUUCUGAAGAACAAAGAUCGAUCCGUGGGGCAGGGCCCCUGAAAACCGUGUCAGGUAAUAGACAAACUUUCGCCCUGGAUUGUCACGCCGGUUCUGAGAAUCAGAACCCUCAUGAUUUGUAUUACAUCAAUUCUGCCUUGGCUGAAGCCAAUUGUGCAUCCAAUACAUUCCCUACCACUGCAACCCUUGGAUCUAAUGAUAAUGAUCUUGCCAUUCACCGCUUACAGCAUCGACAUCAGCGCCGCCAACAACAGCGUGCCUCUGCAAUCGAUUUCAGAAUUCAGGAUCGGAGUUAUCUGAAUUCGAAGAAGUAUCAAGGGUACCGAGCUCGACAACGGAAAGACCUUGGGCACGAUAACAAGCAAGUCUGGUCCGACGAUGUUGAGGAAGCAUUUCAAGAAGCUCUUUUCGAGAUUAAGCCUAUGGGCAAAGGGAAACGGUCGCAACAUGGCAGGCCCCACGGGAGGAAUGAGCUCGUUGCCGAGUACAUAUUUCGGAGGACUGGACAGCGCCGAACUAGGAAGCAGGUGUCCAGUCACAUCCAAGUGCUCAACGCUUUGCUCAAGGACAUCCCAUCCUGGCGCGUGCUGAUCCAGGCGAUUGACCGUGCUGACGGACGACCUGUGAAUGGAGGUUUUUAUGAGAACUCCAUUGAGCAUUCUGUGGAGCGCAGGAACAAGCGCCUUGCAGCACAACAUUCAUCUUACCGAGAGCAUGGUUACAGCGUUCAUACAGACAACCUUCCCUCGGCACCUCAGACUCUGGGUUCCAAUGCAUGCACCAUCAGCGGUAAGCGGGUGACGGGCGUCAAUUUCGAAAUGUGGAUGUCUCCCAACCAGAGCAAUAUGGACAAGAGACUCCACGACUUCACUAGUCUGCAAACUGCGCGAGAUCUGCCUCGGUGCGAUCCCAGUCCUUUAGAAGAUGUUCGUGACUGGCGUGCUCUCUAUCCAUGUCUGGCAGCGACGCUGGAUGGGAAAGGUGACGUCCCGGAAUUCGACAUCAUCGGGAUCGAGACAUCUUACAAGAUGAUGUCCGAUUUUCCACCACCAAAGGCAACCUUGGGGUUGAGGCUUGAGCUGGAUUUCGGACCGAGCUCUCGUGAGGAGCUCUAUGACUGGACCUGCACCACGCAUAUCUACCGAAAUGGUAUCCCGGUGAAGCAGGCAAGCCAUUACCGACUGGAGGCGAAAUACGGGAUGAUCGCACCUCCUUUCGAUUCGAUGUGGUGGGCCUUGACCUUCAUCGAUCGGAUGGAGCAGAAGAAGCAAGCAGAAGAAAGCGGAAAACGCGAUGUUUAUGAUGCAGCUCAACAAAGGGCUCAGAAGUUCUUCUCGGAGCUUACGGCUGUCCAUGAAAUCCGGGCUCGGUCACAAGCUGACUCUAGCUCUCAGGAUCAGCGACCUGAGAGGAGGCUUGUGGCGGCGCUGUUGUGGAGGUUCUCUAUGGCACCGGAAAGCUUUGUGGGGACUACAUCCUGGCAGAGACUUCUCCCACCCCCUGCCCGGAUCACAACUAACAGCCCUGCUCCAGACCAACGAGAAAUGUCCCUGCCGCCCCUGGCGAUCGACACGAUUGUUGGUGGUCUCCAUCAUUCUACCGACUUGAGCGCCACCAAAGACCUCCUUGUUGGGCAGCCCCAUGACUCUUUUCAAGACUACGAGGCCGUUCUGGAUGAUCCAACCGCUAUGCUGGGCCAUCACGACUUUGAGAUGGCUUUCAAGGACGACGACAUAGCACACUUCGCGUCGAUGCAAUCUUCAUUUAUAUCAUCCACCCAAAAUGCUCAUGACGGAUCAAGCUACCCCACAAUCGACCAUCUUGACUAUGAUAUACAGCUUCAUGGUCUCUCGACGCCCUCACAUCACGAUACCUUUCAACCAGCUUGCAGCAAUAUUUUUGAGGCUCAACACAUCAAUCGAAAUGACUACCUCGAAGAUCAUCAAAAGCAGUCCCAGGGCCACAUGUACGAACUGCACCAAGACUUCGAGCAUCAUAUUGUCGACGCCGACGACCGAACACAACGUCGGCCCCUGGCCAACUUCGACCAAAACACCCAUAACAUGCUCCAGGCCCAAUUAAGAGAACCCCGAACCGACCACAGCAAGCCCGAGGACGCCGGCGAUGAGACGCUGAAAGCCGCCCUGGCCGCAGCCUCCGCCAUGAGCGAUCUCGGGACCUCACACGCCGGCUUGCCUCUUCCUCCUCCACACCCAUCCUCACAGGCAGAAGCAAAGCAAGAGCACAUGUCUGCACUAUGGGAGGGAGAUGCUAAGUCGUCGUCGUCGUCGGCGUCGUCUGUCCAUCAUCAUCAUCGACCCCAGCUCCACAUGCACGCGAGCUUCACCAGCCAGGCGAGCUACACGCCUCACCAUGACCAUGAGCACGAGCACGAGCAGCCAGCCAGCCCCGACGCCGCCUCGGCAGUCCAUCUUCGUGCCUUUGACGCCGAGAAUCAGCUUCCGGCUUCCCCUUCCGCGGGCCUGGACGCGCACAGGUAUCAUAACAAUAAUCCCGCGACAGCUUCGCCGGAGAUACGCCGGCUGCUAGAAAUGCAUAAUCAGUCUUUCGAUUAA